Molecule: messenger RNA, 2324 nt
Organism: Lactuca sativa (garden lettuce)
Lineage: Eukaryota; Viridiplantae; Streptophyta; Magnoliopsida; Asterales; Asteraceae
Source: RefSeq, a predicted model, not a curated record
GGCCUCUUAUUACUUUAAUUGAAUUUCAAUAUGAUCAAGUUGUUGAGUAAUUAGCAAUUUGUAAACACCUAAUGGCUGGUCAAUGGUCAAACCUAUGAUGUAUGGUUAAGAAUGCAAUUUAUUGAAAAACUAAUGGAAGUUAGUAAGUAGAGAUUUAUUCUUUCCAGUGAGAGAGCACCCAUCAUCUUUCUUUAGAUCUCAAGAUUAUUUUAUUACCGAUUUUUCUAUGAUACCAAAAAUAUGGUUUUAGAUUUUUUAAUUUUUUGAACAUCAAAUCAAAUUUACUCAUAAAUUAUUUCUUAAUUCCACAUACCCUUAAAUAAGGUUUGCAAAAUGGAGAUUCUAACAGAAUUGUUUUUGGGUUUGCAAAACCGUAAAACCGUAAUCGUAAAAUCGAAUCGGAAUCUUAAGAUUCUACAAAAACAAUCUAAUUAUAAGUUUAAACAUGCAAAAUAUAUCAUACAUUAGUUGAUUGUCUCCAAGGUGUAGAAUGUUUAAAACAUUUGUGAUGGCUAAUAUAUAUCAUUUCCAAUCUAAUCUAACAUAACAAUAACAUCCAUAUCAUUUCUCUCUUCUAAAUUCAAAUCAUCUACUACAAAUUUUGAUUACAAUGAUUUCAAAAGGCUUAGGGGUUUUUUGUUUGGCCUCUUAAUGAUCUCAUAAAGAGGCUGACUCUGAAUCGUUUAGAUUCAAGCGUUUGGUUGACACUAUUUCAGCCUCUUAAUCAGCCAGACAUUAAAAAAUAUUAUCUUAUUCGGUCAGAUGAGAUAAGGAGUCUGGAUGGUAAUUAUUCCUUUCAUACCCUUGCCCUAAAAACAGAUACAAGACGUCCGCCACUUUUUUUCUGCGCCCUUCUUCUUCUUCUUCGAGCGUCUUCUUCCCAAAAUCCUCUUCCCUGCGUCGAUUUCAAUCGGCCACCGUAGGACCUCCAACGCCGGACAACCUCUGCCUUCGUCGUCGUCUCCCCCGUUUCACCGGUACGUUUUUCUAUUUUGUCUAGCAUACCUUGCUUCCUUCUUCUUCCUUGCGUUGAUGUGUUGUUGCUGUUUCAUUGUUGUAUUGCUGCUGUUGCUGUAUUCAUGUUGAUUUGUUGUUUUCUUGCUGUUAGAUGUGAUUAUAAGUCCGAAAAUAUGUGUUCUUGCUGUUUUGUUGUUGUUUCUUGCUAAUUUGCUAUUUAUCUGUGAUUGGAAGUUCAAAAAAUAUGUGUUCUUGUUGAUUUGCUGCUAUGAUUUUUUUUUUGUCAUUGCUGGAUUUUCUUGCUGAAACAUGUUGUUGGUGAAUUUUGAAUACUAGACAUUGCACAAAUGGCACAAAAGGCCAAGAAUGAAUUAGAAACAGAUAUAAGGUGUGGAAAAAACAUUUUUUGAAGCUUGUAUUCAAGAAAUUACUACUUAUGGGCGUGAAUGGAGUAGUUUGAAAGCGAACUCAUGGAAGAAUGUAGCUAAAAGAUUGAAAACAGAUUACAAUUUUUUAGUUGAUCAAAAGCAAAUGAAAAACCGAUACGACUACUUGAAAUCAAAGUAUUGUGCUUGGUUGAAAUUAAAAAAACAAAACAGACAAUGUCUAUAACCCCAUGACUAACACGUUUAACAUGGAAGAAGACGAAUGGCAACUAGAGAUCAAGUCAAACAGAAUGGUAGAAACUUUGAAGACUUCUCCACUAGUGUACCCUGAUCUUUGUGUUCAGUUGUUUGAUGGGUCGGCUGCGACUGACAUUCAUGGUUGGGGGCCAUCUUUUACACUUCCCCACCCCUCUCAUGACUCACCCGACAUUAAUUUAAAUGACGUCGAUGGUAUUAAUGUAACUCACAUGGAAAGUAUACCCGAAAGUCCAAAUGAAGGAACCUCUAGUGUUUUCAAAAACAAAGGAGGUAAAGGAAAAGGAAAAGCAGCAAUCAACGCAAAGAUCGUUGAAGUCGGUGAUGAAAUUAGCAAAGUUGCAAGAAUGUUAGUGGAGAAACAUAAAGAACACGAUAUGGCAUCAUGUAUGGAAAAGUUGGUGAAAAUGGAAUGGGGAAUAUCUGAUCCAAGAUACCAAACGACUGUUUUGCUUUUUGGUGAAAGUGCUGAUCUUAGAAAAGUUUGGUUAUUUCUUCCGACGGAAGCUUGUGAGAUGUGGUUAAAGAAUGCUGGAUCAAAGUAUGGCUUGAUGUGAUGGUUUUUUUAGGAUUUUAUGUUAUGUGUGUCGUUAUGGAUUUAAAAUGUUAAACUUUUUAGUAUUUUAUUUGAUGUGUGUUAUGGAUUUAAAAUGUUAAACUUUUUAGUAUUUUGUUUGAUGUGUGUUAUGGAUUUAAAAUUUUAAACUUUUUUAGGAUUUUAUUUGA